Messenger RNA from Fusarium poae, 882 nucleotides. RefSeq lists its product as uncharacterized. NCBI's taxonomy places the organism in Eukaryota, Fungi, Ascomycota, Sordariomycetes, Hypocreales, Nectriaceae. Bases 1 to 882 code for a protein of 293 amino acids. Gene Ontology annotation, cellular component: membrane. Gene Ontology annotation, biological process: steroid metabolic process. Gene Ontology annotation, molecular function: 3-oxo-5-alpha-steroid 4-dehydrogenase activity. The transcript is spliced from 3 exons. The record is from RefSeq and is a predicted model, not a curated record.
AUGGCUAUUAUUGAAGGGUGGCUACCACCCACACGGGAAAACUACAAUACCAUCCUUACUGUUUGGCAGAUCGCUUAUCCGGUGAUUGGUUCAAUGCAAUGGCUUACCAAGUGGUAUGGCAUGGGCAAAACUUCAGUCUCCAGUCGUCUUAACCUGCCAGGCCGCAUAGGCUGGUUGACUAUGGAGGCCCCGGGUGCCUUGACACUGAUGUACCUGAUGAAAGUUCUUCCUGAACAACAUGGAAUCGACGAUCUGCCAUGGCAGAACAAGGUCCUUGCGGGUUUGUUUGUGAUUCACUACUCUUACCGCGCGGUCAUGUUCCCCUUUCUCCAGCCGUCCAUGUCGCCCUUGCACAUUGCGGUGUGGUCAUUAGCUUUCAGUUUUCAGAUGUUUAACGCGACAUGCUUGGGGUCAUGGCUUGCAGCUUACGGACCUGUCACUGAAGCAGAGUGGUCAUCGCAGUCAUCCAUUCUGCAGUUCUCGGCAGGCAUUCUAAUAUUCUAUCUUGGCCUGUCUGGAAACUUUUUUCACGAUGAAGAGCUCCGUGAUAUCCGGCGCCGGGAGAUGCAGCGGCAGGAGCGCAUCAAGCUGGAGCAGAACGGCAAUGGAAACCAGUAUAGCAAGGGAGCGGAGAAGCAUUACCAGAUUCCGCAGGCGGGCCUGUUCCGGUACGUGCUGUUUCCACACUACCUGUGCGAGUGGGUAGAGUGGGCUGGGUUCUGGAUGGCAGCGGGUUGGGGAUGCGGGCCUGCGAGGGCGUUUCUCGUGAACGAGCUGUUUUCAAUGUUCCCUCGGGCAGUGAGGGGAAAGAGAUGGUACGUGGAGAGGUUUGGAGAGGACAAGGUUGGGAAGAAGUGGGCAGUUAUCCCGGGAGUUUGGUGA